GAUUAGGCAUCAAAUAAUCCGAAGGAGCAUGCAGGUUUUGUGAAAAUUUCCGAAUAUAAUUUUUACAAAUAAUAGUUGCGAAUUUAUUCUUAGUAUCAAUGUAAUAAAAAAUAAAUAAGCAUUAUAAAUACAUAAUUUAAUUCAAAUAAAAUCCCGAAUAUCGUGCGCACAAUAAGUGUCAAAUUCACUGAUCCGCAAAAUUCAAGAUUCUGGUAUAGAUCAUAGUUUUUUGGUUUUAGUGCGUAAACGAUGUAACGUUAGUACAGUGAAAGUUUCUCAAUGUUUGGGAGUUUGUUUUAUAACAACAGUUUACCAAGGACAUGUACAUAAUAAAUCGUCUUAACUCUCGUCGUUCGUUGAAUCCUGCGGGCUACGGAUCAUGCUGGACUAAUGGCGAUGAAAGCUUGACCGCAAGAUGGAGCAACAAGAUGGAUGGAAUGGCCGAGAUACGAAUUCCGCUGAAAACUCUACCGAAAAUUCUCAUGCCACUGAAAGGGAUCGGGUGCGCAUCGAAUUCUACGCCACUUAUGACGUCAUGACCGGUGUUCGAAUAGCCGCAACACUAGGCGGCUUUUUCGCUUUAAUGGUGUUUUUGAUUGUCUAUAAAAGCCGGAGUAAAUCAGUUAAAGCUUUGAACGACCCGAAGAUAGUGGAGAUGGCAGAAGCCGUCGUUGCUGAAGAACAGGCAGUUGAAGAAGAGCGACAGUUGACGGCUGCUCUAGAGGCAGCGUUGUCGGAACGAGCUCGCCGAACCUCGCGACCUUCAAUCGGCGAGGAGCCACCUUGGCCGCGAACUGCUCGUUUUUCCUCUUACGGUGGAGGAUAUGGUAGUUUAUUAACGCCGCCACGUCGACUGUCGAAUCUCCGAGGUGAUUCGCUUCCUGGUUCAGCUUUGCGAUUCGUGGAUCGGCGGCCCUCGGCUGGGCCACGAGACCGGCGUCUCAGUUCAGCCACAUGUUCAAGUUCUGGAAGUUCUUAUUUAGAGCGUCGUGGCUCUUCUGUAGUUUGUGCUUUACAAGAACGUCGUCUUUCACCGUGCCCAAGUGAACGGCUUGCGCCUCUGGCGUCUGUAGGGAGCGUGGGACCAUCGUAUGCAGUGGAGUGUGAAAUAGCGUCUGUAGGCGCGGACUCUGUGUUUGCUGAAGACGAACCGGACUCGACUGAUGGUGAAGUUGAGCAGUUUUCGACCGACAGCGGUGGCGGCGAGGCGGCUGCGGUUGGCGAAUGUACAGAACUCGCCAGCCGACCUGUGCACGUACCGCUCCGGUUGGAUCGAGCUUCCCACUCACGGGAAACGUUGUUCUAGUCAUGCGAUAUAGCGUCGGCCUUCACGUGUUAGCCGUAGCAAGUUAAAAUAUCGACCGUGUCGUUAAAAAUUAAAAAGGAAUAUAUUUGAUUUUACAUUGGCAUUUAACAUAUCACGAAGAAUUUAGUAAAAUUAACAUAUCAUUUGAAUAAAACAAACACCAAAUAUGCAUGCGGUGCCUCGUGUGAUUAUUGUUGUAAUAGUCAUGGUGUUCUUUGUUGCAAGUUGCCAACAUUGACUAUUAAACGUAAUUAUACAAAUUUAAAACUUCUGCUGUAAAAAUGCAUGAUUGGAUCAAAGUUUGGUCUUGAUUAACAAACAACAACAAUAAAUUUAUUCGUGCAUAAAAUUAAAUUGAAAUAUUGAGAAUAAACUUAUAUGGCAGAAAACAUAUUGUAAAUAGUGAAGAGACAGCGUCGAUAUUUUAAAAUGUUCCAUUAUAAUGCUUAGUAAUUUGUGUAAAUAGUUUGUUUUGUUAUAUUGAUGUUUCAUAAUGUUGACGUACACAGAUCGGGCCGAUAUCAUUGACCAUUUUAUUGUAUAAGUUGGUACCCUCAUUCAUUUCCCGGGUACUGACAACAACCCAUCAAAUAAAAUUGAAUACAGACACCGACAAAUCGAUCAUUUUUUCCUGUUAACUGACACCAUGGUGUUCGACUAAUAAAUAAAAAAUCUGCCGAAUUAGUCUUUUAUAGGCACAUACACGUACCUAUAUUUAUUCAUAACGAACUAAUAGGCAAUUUACAAUAAUAGUUUUUGAAGUAUUUUACUUCUUUUGUUUGUUUGACAGUUAUUUACAUUUAUCGUACUGGACGUCAGUGGUGACCGCUGACUGGUGUAAAGCCACACAGGCUGUUACUAAAUUACCUAAACCUGUUCAUGAUUGCCAAUGAAAAAAAAAACAAGGUGUUUGUAAAAUGUAGAUGUACUAACUUCUUAGGGGUAGAUAGUCAGUGAAGUCAAUUGAGAUUAUGUAAUUGUGUUUUAAUUAGUAAUGAAGCUUGCAACUCCUUAUCCUAAACAUUUUGAGGGCUCCAAAUACCUACACGCCCUUUCUAAUGAAUAAACUGAAGCUGGGAAUGGCCUAAGUGAGCACGUACCGAUGUCGUUUCCCGAAACUGCCACUGUUCUCGUUUAGUGAAAACGUAAUACGGACACCGGGGUUUUAUUGAUUCUAGGUGUUCAUUUCCCGCCACGCCGUGGCGCGGUCCCGUAGAUUGAUUACACUAAGUCGUUUUUAUUACAGUUUAGAUUUACGUGUUAGUUUAUGUAAUGUUCGUUGCUCGAAUUAAAAAGAGCUCCUGUAGUCUGUAAAAUGUUGAACUGUAUGUAUGAAAAAAAAUAAUUGUAAAUAUAAAACACAACUCA
This is a messenger RNA of Bombyx mandarina (wild silkworm), 2674 nucleotides long. RefSeq lists its product as uncharacterized. The record is from RefSeq and is a predicted model, not a curated record. Lineage: Eukaryota; Metazoa; Arthropoda; Insecta; Lepidoptera; Bombycidae.